AAAUACUCCUCUGUAGGACUGAAUGCUCACCGCCCACUACAGAGGCAGAGAAUGCCAAUUGGAUAAAAAUGGCAAAGGGGCGGUUUGUUUGAGACCGGAAUUUCUGUUCCAAGUGGGGAGAAACGAAAUUGUAUACUGGUCAGGUCAUACUUUGAACCUGGAUGCUGAAGUGAAAUAUCUACAGGUAGUGAGACGACUAAAUACUUUAUUACAUAAUGGGACGGAAAGAUGCUAACAACUCAAGGCUACCAAUUGAUCAAUACCGCAAGCAAAUUGGAAAGCAAGAUUAUAAAAAAAACAAAUCUGUGUUAAAAGAGACUAAAAUAAAAGCAGAAGCCAAGAGAUCUGCUCCAGGAAUACGGGAUAUUAUUCUCAUCCUUGUGGCAGUGCUGAUACUACUUUUUGUUGUGUAUUCCUUCUUCUACCUCAAUCUGGCAAAAGAAAUUGAGCUUGAUAUAGAUUUAGAUGACAACUAGAAGAUGUGACUUUCAUUUUCUUCACUGACUCUCCUUUGUGAACCGGUCACCUUCAAAUUAGCUGAAAGACAUUUAAGAGAAUAUCACAGCCAAUUAGUGUCUUAACACGUCCUAAGCAUCAUACUGUGCUUUAUCCUGUUCAGAUGUCAAGGAAACUUGAACACUUAAAGUGACAAUUGUCAGCUCAAUGAACCAUCAAUGUAUUCUUCUCUUUCAGCUUACAAAUGCAAUGCAGUUAUUUGUAAUAAUGUUCUUUUUAUCUUGUAUCCUUUCAGUUUAAUUAUUGGGUUGAUUUUUUUUUCUCUCCAUCACAUUUUUUAUUAUUAUGAAGAUUUAUUUUGAAGAUCAAAAUCACUUGUGUAAAUAUUUGUAGGUAUUCUUUAAGUACAAUCUUGUACUGAUUGAAGAUUUAUUCAACAAACAUGAAUGAUGAAUGGUGUGUACACCAGUCACCCUUUCUUUAAUUUAGUUACAAAGAAAGUCUUUUUCUAUCAAGUUUUUGCUUUGUUCUUAAAACCUAUUGCUUUGUCUCAAGUUGUUUUUAAUAUAUGUAUAAUUUCUAUUUUAUAUAUACUGUAAGUAAGGAAACUGCACAUAUAGUGCUUUACAUUACAUUAUGUAUAUUAGAGGAUAAAAACCUCAAUAAAUUGAAAUGUAAAGUUUGAAA
This is a messenger RNA of Erpetoichthys calabaricus (reedfish), 1143 nucleotides long. RefSeq names its product triple QxxK/R motif containing (gene triqk). Gene Ontology annotation, cellular component: endoplasmic reticulum membrane. The record is from RefSeq and is a predicted model, not a curated record. Lineage: Eukaryota; Metazoa; Chordata; Cladistia; Polypteriformes; Polypteridae. The transcript is spliced from 5 exons. The coding region runs from base 216 to 476 and encodes 86 amino acids.